Cladophialophora psammophila CBS 110553 is the source of this 531-nucleotide messenger RNA. RefSeq lists its product as uncharacterized. NCBI's taxonomy places the organism in Eukaryota, Fungi, Ascomycota, Eurotiomycetes, Chaetothyriales, Herpotrichiellaceae. The coding region runs from base 1 to 531 and encodes 176 amino acids. The transcript is spliced from 2 exons. The record is from RefSeq and is a predicted model, not a curated record.
AUGGCCUCAGCCGACGUCAGCGGUAUGCACGAGCUCGAAAAAGCUCAACAGCAAAAGUCGCUAGACCUUGUCUUAGGCGGACCAAGCACAGAAGCAGCAGAUAGAGGGCCCACUUCGUCGGCUAGGGAAGAGACCCUAGACCAUGGGCAAAGGCCCGAAGCCCCACAUGCAGAGCUCAAUGACAAAGCGCCCACUGAACCACAUGUGAAUGGUCGGGAACAGGCUGAAUUGACCAUUGACAAAAGCGAAGAGCUCGGAGAUCCAGGAAUUCAAGACGAAGAUCGAACAUCUCAAGAUAUAAUGGUAUAUUUCAAAGACGCUGCUCAUUACGAGCAAACUGCUUCGCAGCCAAAGCCUUUCUAUAUCACGUCUCUGGUGGGAGAGACUCGCCCAGGAGUCUUGAUCAUUACAACGAAGAGAAUGGCGAGCAUGAGCCUGAAGCAGGCCCUGUCCGUGAGUCGGCAGCAAAUCAUGCAACUCUUGAGAGGCGAGGGCCUUCAAGCUCGGCUGAUAGCCCUCGACGAAUUCUAG